Melanotaenia boesemani (Boeseman's rainbowfish) is the source of this 6652-nucleotide messenger RNA. RefSeq names its product SHOC2 leucine rich repeat scaffold protein (gene shoc2). The record is from RefSeq and is a predicted model, not a curated record. Bases 433 to 2181 code for a protein of 582 amino acids. Lineage: Eukaryota; Metazoa; Chordata; Actinopteri; Atheriniformes; Melanotaeniidae. The transcript is spliced from 9 exons. Gene Ontology annotation, molecular function: protein binding.
AGAGGGAGGGGAGCGGAGCAGCAGUGUAGGAAAAGAGGAGGAAGGAGCGAGGAUGGCGGAGUCACACCUCUGAAGCAAACGUUGGACGGUUUUAAAACUGAAACUUGACGAACUUUGCACCUUUCAAGAACUUCUUUCCGAAGGUCCUACGAUUGUAUGCAGUUCAAACACUCAAGCAUGUGGCCCCUGGAUGCCAUGAAUCCCCUACUUCGAAGGAUUAUUUUUCUCACGGCAUUUUAGCGAAGCAAGACAGUAUCACUAGCAUCCAAAAACUUUUGGAUCACAAGGCCAUUUUUUAAAGGGUAAUUGUAAAUGUGUUGGUCUGCAUGGGGAUGUUUUCUGUAAAAGCUGCCUGUGUCCCUUUGUUUCUUAAUAAGUAACCCAACAAGAAAGUCCCAUGAGCAGCUCUGCCAGAGGGCCGAUAACGUCAACAUGAGUAGUACUUUAGGCAAAGAAAAAGAUUCAAAAGAAAAGGACCCCAAAGGUGGUCCAGCAGGUAAAGAAAGGGAAAAGGAGGCCAAGGCUUUGGCCAGUUUAGUCAAAGAUGGUGGUAAAGAAACAAAGACCAAAGGGAAAGAGGCCAAAGAAGGAAAAAAGGACACAAGCAGCUCAACACCAGGUGUUGCCUUCUCUGUUGACAAUACGAUAAAACGGCCAAACCCAGCACAAGGUACACGGAAGAAAUCCAGUAAUGCAGAGGUUAUCAAAGAACUUAACAAGUGUCGGGAGGAAAACUCCAUGAGACUGGACCUAUCUAAACGGUCCAUUCACAUGCUGCCCACCUCCAUUAAGGAGCUGACUCAGUUGGCAGAACUCUACUUAUACAGCAACAAGCUACAGAGCCUACCAGCUGAGGUGGGUUGCCUAUCAGGUCUGGUCACUUUGGCCCUCAGUGAAAACUCCUUGACCAGUUUGCCUGACUCCCUGGACUCCCUGAAGAAGCUUCGAAUGCUUGACCUCCGGCACAACAAGCUCAGAGAGAUACCGGCUGUCGUCUACCGCCUGACAUCUCUGACCACGCUGUAUCUGCGCUUCAAUCGAAUCACAACAGUGGAGAAAGACAUCCGAAACCUGUCCAAGCUCACUAUGCUCAGCAUCCGUGAGAACAAGAUUAAACAGCUACCUGCAGAGAUCGGGGAGCUAUGUAACCUCAUUACGCUGGAUGUUGCCCAUAAUCAGUUGGAACAUCUACCGAAGGAGAUUGGAAAUUGCACACAGAUAACCAACCUCGACUUGCAGCACAAUGAGUUGUUGGACCUUCCAGAGACUAUAGGCAAUCUGGCAAGCAUAAACCGCUUAGGUUUGCGUUAUAAUAGAUUGUCAGCCAUCCCCAGAUCAUUAGCCAAAUGUCGAGAACUGGAGGAGCUAAACCUUGAAAACAACAACAUUUCAGUGUUACCAGAGGGCCUGCUGUCAAGUUUGGUAAACCUGACAAGUCUAACACUGGCAAGGAACUGCUUCCAGUCGUACCCUGUGGGUGGGCCAUCCCAGUUCUCCACCAUUUACUCCCUCAACAUGGAGCACAACCGUAUCAACAAGAUCCCAUUUGGUAUCUUCUCUAGGGCCAAAGUGUUAAGCAAGCUUAACAUGAAGGACAACCAGUUAACAUCUCUGCCGUUGGACUUUGGCACAUGGACUAGCAUGGUUGAACUUAACCUGGCCACCAAUCAGCUGACUAAGAUCCCAGAAGAUGUCUGUGGUCUUGUCUCCCUAGAGGUGUUAAUAUUGUCCAAUAAUCUUCUCAAGAAGUUACCGCAUGGUAUUGGGAAUUUGAGGAAGUUACGAGAGCUUGACCUGGAGGAGAACAAGUUGGAAUGUCUACCAAAUGAGAUUGCAUACCUGAAAGAUUUACAGAAAUUGGUGUUGACAAAUAAUCAGCUGACUACGUUACCCAGAGGCAUUGGCCACCUCACCAACCUGACCCAUCUUGGUUUGGGCGAGAACCUGCUGCAACAUCUUCCUGAGGAGAUUGGCACCCUUGAGAACUUGGAGGAACUGUACCUCAACGACAACCCAAACCUGCACAGUCUCCCUUUUGAGCUGGCCCUCUGCAGCAAGCUGUCCAUCAUGAGCAUCGAGAACUGUCCCCUCACCCACCUGCCGCCUCAGAUUGUUGCAGGAGGCCCCUCCUUUAUCAUCCAGUUCCUCAAGAUGCAGGGACCGUACCGUGCCAUGGUCUGAGCCUAGAGCGGCUCAGCGUCAGUCCUGCGCAACUCCAGCACCUCAGUUUACUCUGCACCCUUUCGCCUGCCUGCCCCCAUCACCUGUAUCAUACACUGUAAAGAAAACAGACUCACCACAAUCUGUGUCAGGGGCAAAUACAAAGCGGGAGGUUUUAUGAGGAAGUUGUUUUUCUUCAUUCUUGGGCAGAAACAAGGCAGAUCUUUGGAGACCGCGUGUGUUACUCCACAGUCUAUUAAGGUCAUUUCAGGACCCCAGCCAUCAAAACCCCACUUAUCUUUCAUUCCGACUCAUGCAAGAGGAAAAUAUUUCCACGUAUUUGCCAAAACUGAGAAUAUAUAAAGUUAUAUAAAUAUAUAUAUUGAGUAACUGUGAGCUAAAUGGCAAGUCCUUCAACCUUAUCAACUGUGCUCCCAUUGCCAAUGUAUUUAGUUAUUACAGCAUCUGUUAUGUGAGCAAGGAUACAACUGUAUGCAAAAACAAAGUCUUUGGAACUUCUCAUUUACUGCUGCUGCUGUACUUUUAAAUGUUGACAUCUUUUUAUUCUUUUUGUUUGAUUUUUUUAAUAACACAAUCUUCCCUGAUCAUAAAUUAUGUUAAUUGCUUCUUGACCACAGAGAACAAAGGUCUAAAGAUGGUGUGCUUAUAAUUUCUUUUUGCAUUUCAUAUUUUAUCGUCCCUUUUUUAUUUUUUACCUUAAAUGUUACAGGAAAGAAAAAGUAAAAAAAACUGUGCCUAUGUUUAGAGUGAUCCAGCGGAUCAUUUCUAAACUCAAUUUUCCAUGAAAAUACAAAGAUAAUUUCAAUGUUUUUUUUUUUUUUAUUAUUAUUACUGCUGUUUUAAUAUUUUCCUUUUUCCCCCUCCUUUUUUAAGUAUACCAUUAAUCCGUCAUGCAAGAGAUAUCAGCUGUAAAAUCGGAUCCUUUUUAACAAAUAGCAGCAGUAGGUAUACAAAACUGAGAAAUGGCAAUCAAACAUGUCUGAGGGGAGGGGACUUGGGACUUUUUUUUAAAAAUACUAGUUAUUUUUUUUUUAAUUGGUGUGAUGGCUCCCUGUAUAUUGAUUUUUUUUUUUUUUUUUUGACAGACAAAUAGGUAUUUUGGGGGUGGGACAGGGAAUGUGGGGGUAAAAGCAUUUAGAUGAUGGGCUAAAUGAGAGAAGUUUUUUUUUUUUUACAUGUAUACAUUUCUGAUUGUUGCCUUGAGUGCAAUUUUAGUUUACUUGUUUGAUAUUAUCUCCAGUGUUGGGAUUCUUAGCUGUCAUCCAGUUGAUCAUUGACCAACAUAUCAGACGUUUUUUAAGACAUUUUCUAAGUCUCUGGAGAAAGUGGUGAUUGUAUUAGAGUAUCAAAAAUAUUUGAUAAUAAAACCUUGACAGGUAACUCCUCCAUGAAACUUUUCUUUGUUAAUAUUCUUAAUCUUUGUUUUGUUUAUUUUGGACAGGGUCUGCUAAUCCUAAUUCCAUAAUGGAAACUAUUCCGUGGUUUAUAUUGAUUUAUAAUUUAAUUCUUUAACAGUAUCUUUUGUCCCACACUGUCCCAGCAACGCUGCUGCUCUUGUGCACUUUUUUAAGGACAUUGGCAUCGUCUAUAUUAAGGCAAAUGUACAACAGCCUCUCUCUCUCUUUCUUUCUUAAAAUGGGGGCAUUUUGUUUUUUUUUUUUCUUUUUGUUAAACAUUUUGUGUAAAUUUGUACCAACUAUAAAUAUUGAGUCUCAGAAUAUGCUAUUUACUUUCUUGGGAAAUUUUAUCCUGUCGAUCUUAAAGGAGCUUGCUGUCUUUGAACUGUCCAAGGGGCUCCAUGGAUGUGAGACAUUAUAAGAUUCCCAUAUCCUGCUUUCUCCAUCACAACAAAAAUGGUUUAUUGUGGUCCAGAGGAGCAUUAUUUUAAAUUAAUUCACCUUGAUUGUUGAAAUUAAACGUGUAUUCAGUUAGUAUUAUUUCAAGUGACUGUACAUUGAAAAUCAACAAAAGGCAAUUUUUUUUUCUUCCUCCCAAUAUGUUUUACACCCCAGUUUUACAUCCAGUCAUGAUUCAGUUUUGUGUGGAAAUGUGUGGGUCUACUUUCUUUGCAGCAGCUUGGUGUGUUUCAGUAGUCCAGUCUCCUCCACGGGAGGUCUGAGCGGUGAAAGUGCCACAGCUCACCUCAGGGUUGGGUCGGAUUUGAGGGGGAAACAACGAAACGCUGCUUCUAAUUUACCAGCAGAACCUGUUGCUGCUUUUCAUGGACUUAAACGUAUGCUGUUGAAGACGGAGGGAGCCGGGCAGGGCAGACGGCGGGACAACGAUCCACUCCCAACAUUGAUACCAGACUUCACUAAUGAGGGACAAAUCCACUGACCUUUGCGAUUUUUGCGCUGGGUCCCAGUGGUUUUCACACACAUCAAAUCGUUCGGACACAACGAUGAGACAACACAAGGUGCAUAUUUGAGCUUAACGCAGUUAUAGUACAAGACUGUCGGAAAAAGACAAAACAAUUGUAAAAAGGGCUUUCUGUGUUCACGCUCAACAACACACCGGAGGCAUUGCAUUCCUGGGUUUUAUAUAAAAAAAAAAAGCUUUGGAAGUUUCUUUUUUUGUGUGUGUGUAUUUACUUUAAGCUGUAAACUAUUGUGAAAAAUGCCUUCAAUGAGUACUCAAAAGUGAGAUGUGCAUUAGGUAUGCAGCGUGAGUGCUGUGACCCGUUUUUACAUUCAGUCUCUGUUUUAAAUCUUGUGCCAUUUUGCAACGUAGAGAGUCCCAGUGUGAAAACACAGGGCUGCAGGAGAAGAGGCUGAACCUGAACCAGACCGGUGGACAGGAGAGCAUUUAUCAGAUCGUGGAAUGAAGUUGUAAUGUCCUGGAGGAGGUUGAGAUCACCUCUGGUUCAUUCAGGUGCAACUUGUUGCUGGAUCAAAGUGAUGAUGAUUAUGUAUUGCAUACUGGUGCAUCCAAAAUUUUUGGAGUAUUUGUGUUUAUUUUUCUAUUCUGUGAUUUUAGGCCAUAGGGAGCAUCUCAAAAUCAAGUCGUUAUGCUUUGUUUUUGUUUUGUUUCUGGAUCAUUCAACUUGACAUUUUCUUGCCUGGUUGUUUUGUACAGGUAACAAGCAUGUUCAAACACAUCUGACAUGAUUUGUCUGGGUCAGAAUCGAACGGUUUUGCAUAGAAGACUUCAAUUUAAUGGCUGUUUGGUGUAUUUGCAAAUGCUCCCUUUUUGUAAAUUGCAAAAGGUGUUGAAGCAUUGUGUGGCAAUGCUUAUCCUACUUAAUCUACAUUGACGAGCAGCCUUAAUGGUCUUUUUUUAUGUGUUUGUUUGGCUAUUCCUCGUGUCUAUGGCCACUGACUGUACUUAAUGACAAGCAACUGGUCAUUACAAUGUAAAUUUCUGGUUUCCUUCUUAUUUUUCCUUUUACUCUGUAAUCUGAUGUUACGGUAGACUCAGUAUUACAAAAUCUGUAAUGUGAUGAGUUUUACAUGAAGACAAAGUACAUCGGAAAGUAAUGUCCUAAUGCUACCAGGUGGCUGUGCAGUAGCUUGCGUCUCACUUGUCUGUGGCAUUAAAGGGGAAUUCCACCAAAUCUGAGUUGUGUUGUUUUGUGAAGGCAGAUUAGUAUUUUCUUCUUCUGUGUUCUGCUCACAAGUCAUAUCAGGUUUAAAUGCCGAGUUGACGAUCAAAUACUGUGUUGGAUAUUUAAUAGUUUAUUCAGACUUAAGUAGACAUUUGUUUUACAUCUAUUUUGAGGACAGCAGGAAUUUAGUUUUCAGAAAGGACUUAGUGUUUUUUAAGGAUGAGCUCCAUCAUUAGAGCGCGUGGCUUCGUAAAUGACCAAAUUUUUAAAUCAAUCUUUAUUUUAGUUUUUGGUGGAAUUGCUCUUUAAUAUGAAGUAGCCUGCUCUUUUAUCUGAAUCCGGCUCUUCUAUAAUAUUCCCAAAUGUUUACGUGACUGCCUUAUGUGCACCAGACAGAACCUUUCUGCCAAUUUGAUUUAGCUGACAAGGACAGAUAAUCAUUUCUCUUUCAUUCUUUCUUUUUUUGUCACUAAAGGGAUGUGGGUCCUUGAAUUGAACUGAUGUGUAAAGCAAAGUUUUCAUCCAUUGACUGGAUGAGUAGAUGCAGACAUGACUACCUCUACGUGAGUCUUCAGUGACCAAGAUCGAGUCUGAGGUGUUCCUCCCUGUGUAAAGUUGACAGCAGGAACUUUAGAUUUAAGAACAGCAGAUUAACACUUUGUUUUGCCAGCUCCCUCCUGUUUUUUUUUUUCUUUUGGAUAUAUGCCUUUACUAAGAGUUACUUGGCAAAAGGAAAAAAACAAAAUAUGUGCUUGGUUGUAAAUGACAAACUUAAUCAAUGCCGCCCCAUUGUAAGACAUUUAUCCUGAAACCAACUAGUUGCAGAGUGUUACUUUGCAAAUGACUGAAAAUGACCAUGUUUGGCGAUGUUCUGUAUGUACAUACAUCUUUUUAACUGUAAUAAAACAAUAAAUAUUUACAAAUCUG